Messenger RNA from Vicugna pacos (alpaca), 436 nucleotides. RefSeq names its product cytochrome c oxidase subunit 7A1 (gene COX7A1). Lineage: Eukaryota; Metazoa; Chordata; Mammalia; Artiodactyla; Camelidae. The record is from RefSeq and is a predicted model, not a curated record. Gene Ontology annotation, biological process: mitochondrial respirasome assembly; mitochondrial electron transport, cytochrome c to oxygen; regulation of oxidative phosphorylation. Gene Ontology annotation, cellular component: respiratory chain complex IV.
CGCGCCGCCGGGACAGCGCAGCCGUGAGGCCCGCCGAGGGCGUGGCCUGGGAUUCCCCGGGAGGGGAGGGCGCCGUCUGUCCUUGGGUGGAGAGGGGAGGUGACUCCGGCCGAAGAGGAGGACUCAGGAUGAGGGCCCUGCGGGUCUCCCAGGCACUGGUACGCUCCUUUAGCUCAACCGCCCGGAAACGCUUUGAGAACCGAGUGCCUGAGAAACAGAAACUCUUCCAGGAGGACAAUGAUCUCCCCGUGCACUUGAAGGGCGGUGCGACCGACAACAUCCUGUACCGAGUGACCAUGACCCUGUGUCUGGGGGGCACUCUCUACAGCCUGUACUGUCUUGGCUGGGCCUCCUUCCCUCACAAGAAGUGAGACCAAGUCUGCAAGACCUGAACAAGCAUCAAUAAAUGUGCUGGCUUCUUGGGGAACCCAGCCCA